CCCGAAUUGGUUUUGCCACCUGCGUUUUCCGAUAAUUCCGCUUGGCAUUUCGUUCCAGAUGGCAGCGCGCGCCCUUCCGUGUCCAGACAAUUCGCUGUACUCUGCACAGUAUGAAAACACCAAUCAUGGGCGCAUGUCUCGCCAACAAGCAGAGAUGUUGCUGACAAGCCACCCAGAGUGCGACUUUCUUGUGCGUGAAUCGGAGCGACAACCCGGCUUCUCGCUGAGCAUGAACAUCAAUGGAUCAAUCAAACACUACAAGAUCCUGUUCGAAGAUGGGCAGCAUUUUGUUGAAAAGUCCAAUCGACGAUUCAACACAAUAUACGAGCUCGUAGCGGACGGACUGGAUGCGAUGGCUGCUCCGGACGCCGGCCCACCACCCAGCGUGCCGCCAAGGACAGCGUUUCCCGCACCAGCUAGCGUGUCCAGCGCGCCAGUUCCGCCCGCAAAGCCUCCCAAGAACCUCCCUGUCGGCAUGUCGAGCAACCCUCGCGUUCAGCCUCCAGUUCCACUAAGCUCUGCAGCUGUGCCGCCGCGUCAACCGUCACCCCCGCUCGGAAGCCGUCUCCCUGCCGAGGACAACAUGAGUCCACCUCCAGCUUCUGCAGGCUUGACGUCGGCGCCAUCGUACGUCAAGGACCACAAGCUGGAAGUAGUGACCUUUACACACUUUACAUGGUGCUUGCACUGCAAAGGACUGCUUUGGGGCCUCAAAUCGCAGGGGUUGAAGUGCAAGGACUGCGGCUACACGUGCCAUCGUCUCUGCAAGGAUCUGGCAGGUGCCUGCGUCCCGCUCAAGAAGCACUUGAAGAAGGUGUUUGGCACCGACCUGACGUUCAUUGUCGUUGUCAGCGAAUCCCGAUACCCAAUCCUGGUCGAAAAGUGCAUCAACGAAGUCGCCAAGCGUGGCAUGCACGAAGAGGGCAUUUAUCGUAUUUCACCCUCUGCGUCCGAGGUUCAAGCGCUGCGGGAUGCCUUUGAGCGAGACCACACGACUGCGGAUGUUUCCUCGGUCGCCGACAUCAACGUCGUGUCUGCGCUCCUGAAGGCAUACAUUCGCGAGCUUCCCAAUCCGUUGAUUCCAUUCGAGUUUUUCGAUCGAUUUUUGGCUACUGCCAAGUCUUCGCAAACCCCUGCUGAACAGCUGAUCGAGUACCAAAAGCACAUUGCCGACCUUCCCGCUCCGCACUAUGAAACGCUCAAGUUUUUGAUGAGCCACUUGAACGACGUUGUCGCACAAUCCGCAGUCAACAAGAUGAAUGCGUCCAACCUGGGCGUGGUGUUUGGCCUGUCCAUCUUCCGUGGUCGCAACGGCGAGGAGCUGCCCGAGUCCAAGCUGCUUGCCACUGUUGUUGGCGUCAUGAUUACCGAUUGUGCCAAAUUGUUCGUGGCCUAGAUCUAGAUCUAGAUAGAUAGUUGUGGAGUAGUUAUUUCUUGAUGCCAAGCAAAAAAGCGGUCGAUAUCUUUUUCUUUUUUUCUUUUUCUUUUGAGGGUUUUCUUCCCUUUUUCCCUUCGCCUCUCGCUGUGCCUCAUCAAGCUGUUGUGAGCAAUUGUUACGGUAUGAUUGAAUUGAAAAUCCAGAACGAAA
This is a messenger RNA of Capsaspora owczarzaki ATCC 30864, 1588 nucleotides long. RefSeq names its product chimerin 1. The coding region runs from base 59 to 1396 and encodes 445 amino acids. Gene Ontology annotation, molecular function: GTPase activator activity. The transcript has 9 exons. The record is from RefSeq and is a predicted model, not a curated record. Lineage: Eukaryota; Filasterea; Ministeriida; Capsasporidae. Gene Ontology annotation, biological process: signal transduction; regulation of GTPase activity.